This is a messenger RNA of Pomacea canaliculata, 1080 nucleotides long. RefSeq lists its product as uncharacterized. The transcript has a single exon. Gene Ontology annotation, cellular component: membrane. Gene Ontology annotation, molecular function: alpha-(1->3)-fucosyltransferase activity. Lineage: Eukaryota; Metazoa; Mollusca; Gastropoda; Architaenioglossa; Ampullariidae. The record is from RefSeq and is a predicted model, not a curated record. The coding region runs from base 1 to 954 and encodes 317 amino acids.
AUGAAGACGAAAACAAUCUUCGUGAGACUAGUGUGUGCCGUCGCAGUGUAUGUGGUGGUCCUUUACAACCGUUACAUCGGUUUUAUUUACAGUCUGCAGUUGCUUCCUGUACACUUGUCUACGAUAAGGUCACCUCUAAGUGAUACAGAGAAACAAAACGUACACAAAAGUGCAAGACUAGAUGGUACUAGCAUCUCCACUGGCGAUGUGAGGGUGAGCAUCAGGGUUCAAGACCAUCAAACGAUCAUCAAUUCUACCAGCGCUGCUACAUGUAGUUCUUUUCCAAACUAUACGCGUGAACAAAAUACUAGCAACCCGGUGCAGAAGCUGGAAGAGGACUUCAACCCAACCUUUCCCAUGCUUCAGUCUUAUAUUAUGCACCGCAUAUGGCCUGUGUAUAAUUGGACAGCUACAGACGGGAAAUCUCUGACAAAUAAAACCAUCAUGUUUCACAACAAGCCGGACUGGAUUAAACCAAACGGCAACCAAUACUUCAACAACUGUGAAGUUAGCACGUGUUUGCUGACAUCAGAUACUAAGUGGCCUCAGACUGCGGACGCCAUCAUCUACCAUAUGCCGUGGCUGAAGGAAGUGCGACCACCGGAAGGCCGGCCACCCGGCCAGAUCUGGAUCGCUUACGGUUUUGAGUCACCGGUUUAUCACUAUUCUCAGUACAGGAAUCCAGGGUGGAAGGACGUCUUCAACUGGACCAUCACGUACAGACAGGACUCUGACCUGUUCCACCCGUACGCUAUGUUGACGCGCCGGAAGGGUCUUCUGACGAGAAACUUCACGCAGGAGGCGCUGGAGAAGACCAAAAGCGUGGCAUGGUUCGUCAGCAACUGUCACACACAAAGCAAAAGGGACGUGUAUGUCAAGCAAAUGCAGCAGGUCAUUUCUGUAGAUAUCUUCGGUCGGUGUGGGUCCCAAAAAAUGCGGGAAGACGUGCAAUGAUCUGCUAAACAAAUACUACAGAUUCUACCUCUCCUUCGAGAACUCGUUAUGUCUGGAUUACGUCACAGAAAAAUUUAUAAAAAUAUACGCAGAUGUCAACAUGGUGCCGGCUGUGCGCGGACGAGC